AUGAUCAAGUCCAUUGCCUUCAUCGCCCUUCUCUUCUCUACAGCAACCGCUGUCCCAACCCCAACCGAGCUUCUGCCUCGGGCCUGCACCACUCAAGCCCCCUCCAUCAUCCACAUCCUCGACGCCGCAAACCCCGACACUGCCUACCCGGGCCAGCAAUUUACCCUCGAGCGCAGCGGCUCUCCCCUGAAAAACAACAAGAUCUCCGUGCUGACCUUCUCCAACAUCCCCGCCGGCGCCACCGGCUGUCGACUCGAAAUCGAGCUUCCCGCACUGAGCGAAGGCCAAAUCGCACCAAGUGACACCCAGGCCGAUGUCUGGUCUGCGGACCCAACAGACGGCGGUUCAGCCCCCACGUAUAACCAUCCGCCACACAAGAGAGAAAUGGUCUCGACCUACAUCUUCCCCAAGGGACCCACCACAAAUUCAGCCCACACUGUACUGGCCUCCAACACUUGCUCAACUACUAUGAGCUGGUUGGUGCAGUUGAGCGAGUGGCAGACCUCAGCUGGAAGUGUCAACUUCCAGAACUCGAUUGGUAAUGGCGCGGAUAUCGGCUUUACAUUGGUCUACAACUGUUGA
This is a messenger RNA of Aspergillus bombycis, 582 nucleotides long. RefSeq lists its product as uncharacterized. The record is from RefSeq and is a predicted model, not a curated record. NCBI's taxonomy places the organism in Eukaryota, Fungi, Ascomycota, Eurotiomycetes, Eurotiales, Aspergillaceae. The coding region runs from base 1 to 582 and encodes 193 amino acids. The transcript has a single exon.